Drosophila montana is the source of this 669-nucleotide messenger RNA. Its product is annotated as protein midgut expression 1. The record is from RefSeq and is a predicted model, not a curated record. Lineage: Eukaryota; Metazoa; Arthropoda; Insecta; Diptera; Drosophilidae. Bases 61 to 288 code for a protein of 75 amino acids. The transcript has 4 exons.
AUUUUCGUUUUCAGUUUCUCCACAACUUCAGGCGUGCAAACGUUAAAUAACCAUCUCAAAAUGUGUAAAUGUCUGGCCGGAAAUGUCGCAUGUUGCUGCUUCAGUUGCGCACUUAGCAUGCUCGUAUCGAUAAUCAGUGCGUUCUUUGUUGUGUUUGUUAUUGUCGGCUUACUAGUCUACUUUUUUUACUACCACGAGCAAGAGGACGAUGUCACCAAAAUUAAAAAUGAUUUACAAGAUGGAUUUAAAAAUACUAUCGAUAAAUUGAAAAGUGGCUUAAAUCAAUAAUACAAAAGUGCCGAUAAGUUGAAAGAAGCCUUGAUUAAACUAGCUUUUACCGGAUGUUUUUCAAUUCAUAUAAAUCAUCAUGCUGACCUACAAAUGCUGUUCAUUGAAAUAGCUGAACAUGUAAUUGAUUGAUAAUGUUUUGCAUUUAAAGCCUUCUGAAUGUAUGUACAAACAUAACAUAGGGUUUGAUAAAUAUUUAUGUGUGCUUAUAUAUUUUAUAAAAUGAUCCUUUGAAUCUCCAAAAAUUUAUUUAUUUCAAUUCAUAGCUUUACAAAUAAAAAGUAAAUAUGCUAUAUGGCAUCCAAAUGUAUGUAAAUACCAUAGACAGCUUAUGGCAUCUAAAUGUAUGUUGAUACCAUAGACAGGUUAUAUCUCCACAAA